AUGUCUCUUCUGAAAGACAGGAAAAUUGAGGCUGCACAAACUUAUCCUGUUGAGCAAUCUAUAAUUCAAGCCUGGGAGCGUCAACAGGAUGUUCAUUUAAUCAAUCCUCAUUUUGAUAUGUUAGAUAGUUGGUCUUCAGAUGGUGGUAGCAUUUCCUCAUCUUCCUCUUGCUUUUCUGAUGAUCACUGUAUGGACUCUGAAAAUCUAACUCUACCAUCUAUACCUUUAAGUGGAUUAACAGAAGAAAAACAUUUCAAUUCUUUCAAGAAUACACGUAGGCUUUCACAUGAUCAAAAGAAUCCGCUUCAUUACUUGAAAUCUGCUGGUGUCUACACUAGUAAAGAAGUUAUUGACCAGGCUAUAAACCGUUGGGAGUCGUAUAAGAAUUUAUGUCAUCAAGCCCUUUACAUUUUAAGACAACAGCUUGUUGACGCCUAUAUUCCUUAUGCCAUAGAGGAGAGUAAGGCUAGUCCAACCAAGCCAGCCUUCAAUGAGACAGAUACAAUACCUACUCUACCAGAUCGUGUACAACGUAGACAACAUGCUGCUCAGAAAAUGUUGCGCCACUCUGUUAAAACUGCGAAUCAAAGACAUUUAGCUUGUGUAUCUAAAUUUGCUAUAGUUAGUAAUCGUAUAGCGAAAUGGUGUAGACCACCAACUGCAAAUCAACAAUGUCGUUUUCGUGAUCCUACAACAACAACUUGGGAAAAACAUUGUACAAAUUCAUGUGUCCCUUUAUUACCUGUAUGCUCUUAUCAUUUAGUUCAAAUACGACCUGCACCAGACUACAUUAUGAAUUCAUCAUCGAAUAAACAACAAAUAUCAAGUGAUGAAUUGAAUUCAACUAAUUACGAUGAACAGGUUAAUGUUAAAUCUGAAAUGUCAACAAUUGAAUGUGAUGUAAAUAAUAAUAAUAAUACGGUUGAUGUCAAAUCAUCAAUUAUAUCACCAAAUACAACCAUUUUAAAUAAUCGUAGUCGUAAUUCAUCAUCAUGUAGUGAAUUCUCUACAUUAAAUUUUGAUAAACCAAUAAAAUUUGAUGAUCAUAACGUGAAGUCACAAUCUUCACGUUUAAAUCGUUGUAGCAAAGGAUAUUUUGAUCAAACUAGUGUUAUUAAUCCCAUUUCUCCAACUGUACAAAUUUCACCACAAUAUUUAUUCCGUCGCUGUGGAGGCGGACCAUCUCAAAAUUGUCCGGAACCGGUCAUUGCAUGGAAUCCUUUUAUUCGUUGUAUAUACCAUUCAACCAUCACAUCAGUUUGUACUAGCACAUCUUCUAUAGAUUUAAAGGCUACUGCAAAAGAUAUUUUAUCAUAA
Molecule: messenger RNA, 1317 nt
Organism: Schistosoma turkestanicum
Lineage: Eukaryota; Metazoa; Platyhelminthes; Trematoda; Strigeidida; Schistosomatidae
Source: the annotation of a GenBank genome assembly